This is a messenger RNA of Betta splendens (Siamese fighting fish), 1595 nucleotides long. It is a transcript of the gene serpinb1, whose product is annotated as serpin peptidase inhibitor, clade B (ovalbumin), member 1. The record is from RefSeq and is a predicted model, not a curated record. Gene Ontology annotation, molecular function: serine-type endopeptidase inhibitor activity. Bases 419 to 1552 code for a protein of 377 amino acids. NCBI's taxonomy places the organism in Eukaryota, Metazoa, Chordata, Actinopteri, Anabantiformes, Osphronemidae. Gene Ontology annotation, biological process: negative regulation of endopeptidase activity. The transcript is spliced from 7 exons.
GAGCUCGCGUGUUUGACGGGUGUGAUUCUGGUGGAUUUGGACUGCUAUAACAUUCUUUUAUCAUGGUUCUAGGUUCUACCUUCAUCCGUGUUGCAGUUUGUAGACGAGGGAAAUCAGAACCAGCUCCGAACCGGACCGCGUUGCUUCUCUCUGUCCGUGAACUGGACCUUUAUCACUAGUCGGUGACUUAUCGCACAGUCACGCGCCCCACCCACCGCUGGGUCCGAUUGGGCAGUUCCUAUAAAAGCGCAGUCAGUUCCGUGCAGCCGACCGAGAUCCCGAACCGGUGCGUUCUUGGCUUUUCCGGAACUUUCCCUGUCCUGUCCCGUUUGGAAGUUCGGAAGUUCGGACGCGUAGACGGAGCUUCAGCCGGAAAACCAGUGGGUCUGUCCGUCCACAGGUAAAACAGUCGUCAGCCAUGGUCGUCAGCUCGAACACGCUCGCUGUGGAGCUGCUCCGCACCCUGAGCCACGGGAACCCCAGCGCGAACGUCUUCUUCUCUCCCCUGAGCAUCAGCUCCGCCCUGGCAAUGGUUUACCUGGGAGCCAAAGGAGACACCGCUGCGCAGAUGGCAAAGGCGCUGUCGUUCAGCCCGAGGGACAACGUUCACGCAGACUUCAGCAAGCUGAAUGCUGACAUCAACUGUCCGUCUGCAGCGUACAUCCUGAAGCUGGCCAACCGUCUGUACGGGGAGCACACGGCCGACUUCCUCCCGGAAUUCUUGGAAGCCACGCAGAAGUUCUACCAGGCAGAGCUGAGGCCGGUUGAUUUUAUAGGAGCUCCGGAGGCAAGCAGAGCAGAGAUCAACAGCUGGGUCGAACAGCAGACGGACAGCAAGAUUAAAGAUCUUCUGAAGCCGGGAACGGUCACGCCAAUGACGAGGUUGGCUCUGGUUAACGCCAUUUACUUCAAGGGAAACUGGCUGAACCGCUUCAGUGACGCGAACACAAAAGAGAUGCCUUUUAAAGUGAACAAGAAUGAGACCAAGCCGGUGCAGAUGAUGCACCAGAUGAAGAAGCUGCCGUACAACUACGUCCCUGAGCUCGGUCUGCAGAUCCUGGAGCUGCCGUACGUCAAGGAGGAGCUCAGCAUGAUCAUCCUGCUGCCGCAGGUGCCUGAGGAUGGCUCCGACCCUCUGCUGAAGCUGGAGAAGGAGUUGACACUGGAGAAGUUAGAUGAAUGGACCUGCAGGGAAAACAUGGACGUGCAUUCAGACGUUUAUGUUCACCUGCCAAAGUUCAAGCUAGAGGAGGACUACGAGCUGAACGAGCCCCUGGCCCAGCUGGGGAUGACAGACGUGUUCUGCUCGGCCAAGGCCGAUCUGUCCGGCAUGACCGGGAAAGGAGGACUCUUCCUGUCCACGGUGGCCCACAAGGCUUUUGUGGAGGUGAACGAGGAGGGCACCGAGGCAGCUGCAGCCACAGCUGGCAUGGUGAGCUUCUGCAUGCUGAGGGAGGAGCACUUCACAGCAGACCACCCCUUCCUCUUCUACAUCAGGCACAACAAGACCAAGUCCAUCCUCUUCCUCGGCCGGUUCUCGUCUCCCCAGUAGAUAAAACCGGUUCCAAUAAAGAAAUCUACCCUAAAUAUAAUAA